Molecule: messenger RNA, 1005 nt
Organism: Platichthys flesus (European flounder)
Lineage: Eukaryota; Metazoa; Chordata; Actinopteri; Pleuronectiformes; Pleuronectidae
Exons: 7
Coding region: 150-812 (220 amino acids)
Source: RefSeq, a predicted model, not a curated record
ACCGGUUGGAAAAGUUUUGGAGAAGGUCCUGAGCAAGUGACAUCUGUGUUCCCUCACAUCUUUUCCUGAGAACUUCAGGAAAACGUCUUUCUGGAUGGUUCAUACUGGCUGUGUGCCUGUCAUGUCACAGUCAGGUAAGGUUAUAGUUAAUGACCAGGGAAACAAGCUGGACAUCAACCCCUGGAACCUGUUACAAAGAAAAUAGUCGUCCACAUGACCCGUGCACUUUCCUCUUUAAGCCAUCGCUCCCGAUCGAGCGGACAUUCAGAAGACGACCCCGCACUCGACCACACACCGAACCACCUGAUCCACUCGUCCUCAGCAUGGACCUGAGAUUCCUGUUUGUCGCCUCGGCUCUCGUUCUGGGGGCCACCAUCACCAUGCUCCUGGCAGAGGAAACCGAACAGUGCAAAGUCAAAUGGUUGUUUGGCAUUUCAUGCAGUGAAGUUAACGAGAAGCUGGUGAGCCAGAUCAAGGCGUGGCAGAGCAGGCCGAGCUGUCUAGCCGCAGGGGAGAGGUGCUCGUAUGAGCUCGUGUCAUCAGCUCCGUACAUGAUCCAGGCCACGCACAUGUCUCCGAAAACAAAGAAAGUCAACGACCUUCAGUUUCUUCUGGAGCAGUCCACUGUUUGCAAGAUGAGUGGUGAUGCUGUGUCCGAGGUUUCCAAAGACCCCGCUGACAAUAACACAAACUACUGCAGCCUCCAGAACCUGAUGGACGGGAGUGGGCUGAUUGAUGCUGAAGGAUACAAACAGUUCAGCAACAAGUGGAUCUGCCCUGGGUUUGAUACGGCCGACUGUACCUUUUCUUAAGAGGAGAGUAAAUCCUCUUGGUAGAAUUAUAUCCUUAUUAUAUACCAACAUAUACCAACUAAUAUGUAGACUAGUGACCUUCAAGAAUAAUAUAACUUCUGAGUAAACUGUUUGUUUUUCAUCUGUUGAUCCUAUGUAUGAGCAUUAUUCAAGUUUUCUUUAAAAGCUUUUUCAUAUGUAAUAAAAUGUGAAG